ACAAUUGUUUGGCUGUCGAGUCGCUUUUCUGAAGAUUUCACGUCGAUCUUUAGUAUCUUUGUCUUCCAGAGAUCGAUUCGUUCCUGUACUGAAGUAGAAGAGUCCUGCCUUCUCUUUGUCUUUGCCGCUGCCAUGGGGAAUUUUGCGUCACUUCUCCCAGAUGAAUCAGUAAUAGAGUGUAUUGACUUGGUGGAAGGUCAGUUCUAUGGCCUGGAAGGACCGCACAUGUUCUUGGGAUUUGAGGCGUUCCACCAGAGGACGGAGAGACACAUUAGACCGGCAAGAGAGGACGAGUCACUGGAGAGCCCGUCAUGAAGCCGGAAGACGUGGCCACUCAGCAGACCUAAGCCAAGACUGGCCUGAGCUGGAUUUCCUGCAGAGACUGCCACAGUUCCCCUUCCCCAUCCCCUCCCUUGCAGAAGUUGGAAGUACUGGGCCUCAUCGUGGCGCAAGGGUGAACACCCUGUUCAAACCACAAGACACAUGUCCUGCUGAAACAGGAGCAGACUGUGUGGAGAGGUUUGAGCUGGGUGGCCAACACAGUACUACGCUCACCAGUGUGAAGGAUGAAUGGAGAGGGAGAGGAAGGCAGCAACCCCCUCCUCCUUUAGAUCUGUCCCUUCCUCAACAAACUUGCGGAAACUUUCACCGCCAACGUCUACCCCCACCAUCAACAUGUCUGUCGACAAAGGCGUGUUGGCGUGGAGUGGCAGUCUCAAGUCUCAGCUACCCAGUGUACUGCCCAGACAAGCCAGCACAAGGGGCCUGUCCCGAAAAAUGCUGUUUUGAGAAAAUCGAAGCUUGCAUGCCUAGCCCGGAGGUGGGAGCCAACAAACUCGCUCGUGGUACUAUCUGCCGACGUUUUCUAAACUUGGACUGUGUCUGUGCGGGGGGAAAGAGGAAGAGAGACAGCAACGGAUGCAUCUCCUGUCACUGUCCAGACCCCAUAUGGGACUUGGGCCACAAAUUAAUUGGGAAGAAAUAAAAAGUUAAAUUAGUCCUCUCCGACAUGGCAUCUAUAAAAUUAGACCCCCCCCCGCAAAAAAGGAGAAUGCUUGACUUCGACGCUUGGCGUAGAUGACGGAUUCUUUCUCUAUUUCUCUUCCAUAACAGACGAAGUACAUCAUGUUUGUCUUGAACGAGAAGAAAAUAAAGGGAAUUCACUUAGA
Aplysia californica (California sea hare) is the source of this 1169-nucleotide messenger RNA. RefSeq lists its product as uncharacterized. The coding region runs from base 206 to 985 and encodes 259 amino acids. The record is from RefSeq and is a predicted model, not a curated record. NCBI's taxonomy places the organism in Eukaryota, Metazoa, Mollusca, Gastropoda, Aplysiida, Aplysiidae. The transcript has 5 exons.